This is a messenger RNA of Trichophyton rubrum CBS 118892, 387 nucleotides long. RefSeq lists its product as uncharacterized. NCBI's taxonomy places the organism in Eukaryota, Fungi, Ascomycota, Eurotiomycetes, Onygenales, Arthrodermataceae. The transcript is spliced from 2 exons. The coding region runs from base 1 to 387 and encodes 128 amino acids. The record is from RefSeq and is a predicted model, not a curated record.
AUGGGCGAAGCCGCCAGCUACUACAACCCCGGCGCUGGCACCGGUCAGCCGCCAGGGGAUGCUAACUACCAGCACCAGCCCCAGCCCCAGCCCCAGCCCCAGCACCAGCACCAGCAAUAUGUGCCUCAGGACGCUGCAUAUGGCGAGCUAAACGAGAAGCAGACAUUUGAGCAGGCCUUCAAGGUCGAGAAGCCCAAGUGGAACGAUCUAUGGGCAGGUAUUCUGUGGAAUCGACACAUCUUCGUCGCAGCUGACUGGAACCCGCAGGUCAUGUACCACGAGCAUCCAGAGCUAUACAACGAGAUGGUCCAAGUCUACCCGCGGGUGCAGCAGAUGAUCAGGCCUGAGCCGCCAAACAUCAUCAAAACGUCUCUCGGCCAAUAUUGA